Owenia fusiformis is the source of this 1156-nucleotide messenger RNA. The record is from the annotation of a GenBank genome assembly. NCBI's taxonomy places the organism in Eukaryota, Metazoa, Annelida, Polychaeta, Sabellida, Oweniidae.
CAGAAGGCAUGCCCAGUGAACUUACAUUUCAUUGGUUCUGUCAACAUGUUGAUGAGACUCUAGAUAUUAAUGACCCAGCCUCGGCUGACAAGAUCCUCAUCCCCAGUAAAGCUGGAAUCCAUGAAGAAGUUGCGGAUACGACAGUGAAUGGUUGCUUUGGUUCGGGACCCGGACAACUUCAUUUGGAAACGUCUGAAUUGUCUUUCGAUACGUUUGAAGUAGCCGCUUUACAAAUGAAGGAAGGGGUCUAUAUAAUGUCGGUUGUUAUAUCAAAGGACACUAGGAGCGUCGUUUUCCAGCAAACAGUAACUAUAAUCGGAGGCAAAACUGCAGAUGUUUCUUUGAUGUGUGAUGAUACAGUUGGUAAUGGAUGUGGCGGUAAGAAAGUGAACCCGCAACAAAUCUACUCUGUCAUGACCCAAUGUAAUGAGUUCCCAGAUGUGUGUGGUGAAAUUAAGUACGCUUGGGAACUAACACAACGUGUGAAUGGCAAUGAGGAAGAGCAAGACAUCAAUAACUUUGGCUCUUUCACUGAGGACGUUGGUGGUGGCGUUGUGUACUUUGAAGCCAAACCCGAUUCACUUGAAGAGUUAAGUACAUACAUCAUUAGGGUUAGUGCGAGUGUUGAGGGAUUCAUGGAUAGCAAAACUGCAAUUGAAUUUGUAACUACAAGACCACCCAGCGGUGGAACAUGUGCCCCUGACAGGCCUGAAGGUGAGGCAUUGGAAAAAUUUGAAAUCAUGUGUACUGGCUGGGAAGACGAUGAUGAUGCUGGCAAUAUAGUCGAAUUCAAAAAUCCAAGCUUCACAUAUUUCUACCCAGGCCAAGUGAUUGGAACUGCAAACAGAGUGUUAAUCCUGCCACCAGGAAAGGAAGCUGAUGACUAUAAUGUAGAAAUUGAAAUCCAGGUUGCUGAUGAAUUCGGCUCAUAUGCUACAGUCGUAACCCCAGUCAAGGUAACCCCUAAGAGUGGAGCUGCAGAUAGUCUAAUGGAUUCACUGACUUCAUCAUCAGCUUCUAAUUCACUUGUAUCAUUAUCAUCUGUGACAUCAGUAGUUGGCACGUUGAUCUCCAUGGAUGAAGAGGAAGAGGUUGAGGAGGAGGUGGACACUUCAAAAUCACAUAGUGUCUCAGCCUCAAACAAAAAUUCUAUUAC